Messenger RNA from Phytophthora sojae, 2064 nucleotides. RefSeq lists its product as hypothetical. The coding region runs from base 1 to 2064 and encodes 687 amino acids. Gene Ontology annotation, cellular component: cytosol. The transcript has a single exon. Lineage: Eukaryota; Oomycota; Peronosporomycetes; Peronosporales; Peronosporaceae. Gene Ontology annotation, biological process: hydrogen peroxide catabolic process; cellular response to hydrogen peroxide. The record is from RefSeq and is a predicted model, not a curated record. Gene Ontology annotation, molecular function: heme binding; catalase activity.
AUGAACGUCCGUCUCGCCGCCUUCGUCGCUGCAAUUGCCACCUUGGCCAGCGGAGCUUCUGCCGCCAGCUGCCCGUUCGGCUACGACAAGAUCGCGUCUGUGAAGCAGCAGGACCGUCAGAUUUCCACCGAGCUGUACGACGCCAAGAGCUGCGAUGUGAUCGACUACGAGCUGGUCAAGAAGGACCUGGAGGUCUUGAUGACCAACUCGCAGGACUUCUGGCCGGCCGACUUCGGCCACUACGGCGGUCUCUUCAUCCGUCUCGCGUGGCACUGCAAUGGUUCUUACCGUCGCGCUGACGGCCGUGGUGGUUGUGACGGCGGCCGCAUUCGUUUCAACCCGGAGCACAGCUGGGCCGACAACACCAACCUGGACAAGGCUCUGAAGCUGCUGGACCCUAUCAAGAAGAAGUACGGCGACGCUCUGUCAUGGGGUGACCUUAUCGUGCUGUCGGGCAACGUGGCCAUCAAGAGCAUGGGUGGCCCUGUGCUCGGCUUCUGCGGUGGCCGCCGCGAUGACGUCGACGGCACGAGCAGCCUGCAGCUUGGCCCGACGCCCGAGCAAGAGGCUGUGGCCCCGUGCGCCGUCGACGGCGACUGCAAGGAGCCCCUGGGCCCUACCACGAUGGGUCUCAUCUACGUGAACCCCGAGGGCCCCAUGGGCAAGCCCGACCCUGCUGGAUCGGCUCCUCAGGUGCGCGACACGUUCAAGCGCAUGGGCAUGGACGACCGCGAGACGGUGGCUCUUGUUGGCGGCGGCCACGCCUUCGGUAAGACGCACGGCGCCUGUAAGACUGGCGCCGGUCCUUCGCCGCUGGAGGACCCGGAGAACCCGUGGCCCGGAACCUGUGGCGAGGGCCCGAUGAAGGGCAAGGGCAACAACACGUUCACGAGCGGCUUCGAGGGCCAGUGGACGUUCACGCCUACGAAGUGGGGCAACGGCUACUUCAAGGGCCUCACGACCCGCGAGUGGGAGAAGUACGAGGGCCCUGGUGGCCACAUUCAGUGGCGUCCCGUGCCGGACACGACGCCACCCGUGCGUAUGCUGACGGCUGACAUUGCCCUGCUGCACGACCCCAGCUACAAGGCAAUCUCGGAGGAGUUCGCGGCGAACCAGACCGCUCUGGACGAGGCUUUCUCGCACGCCUGGUACAAGCUCACGUCGCGUGACAUGGGCCCCGUGGCUCGCUGCCGCGGCAAGGACGUGCCGCCUGCGCAGCCGUUCCAGAACCCGCUGCCGCCGACGCCCGCCAAGCUGCCGGUCUUCAAGGCCGUGCGCAAGGACAUCAGCGCGCUGCUCAAGAAGAAGGUGAACGGCCUGACGAGCGACUCGACGGGCAAGGGCGCGGCCUACAACGGCGCGCUCUUCGUGCACGCGGCCUGGCAGUGCGCGUCGACGUUCCGCAUCACGGACUACGCCGGCGGCUGCAACGGCGCCAAGAUCCGCUUCGCGCCCGAGAAGGACUGGCCCGUGAACAAGGGCGUGGACCAGAUCAUUGCCGCGCUCGAGCCCAUCAAGCAGAAGUACCCGACGCUGUCGACCGCCGAUCUCAUCGUGCUGGCCGGCCAGGUGGCUCUUGAGGACGCCGGCAGCUCCAAGAUCGACUUCCUGGGUGGCCGCACUGACGCCACCAACGGCGACGGCUCGGACAUCCUGGCCCCGCGCGAGUACUACAACUCGACGGUGACCGCCGUGCGCGACAACAUCAAGAUCCUCGGUGUGUCGCCUGAGGAGGCCGUGGCCCUGGCCGCUCGCCCUCGCAGCGCCGCGCAGCAGAAGACGCUCGGCUUCAGCGGCUCGUACAGCGCCAACCCCAGCAAGCUCUCGAACGAGUACUUCCAGGUGCUGCUCAACGAGAAGUGGACGGCCGUGUCCAAGAAGGAGUUCAAGGCCGAGGGCCAGAACAUCUACAUGAUGGACACGGACCUGGCGCUGCUGGAGGCGCCCGAGCUCAAGGUGGUGGUCGAGAAGUUCGCCAAGGACCAGAACGCCUUCAAGAAGGUCUUCGCCAAGGCCUGGGCCAAGGUCAUGACGGCCGACCACUUCAAGGUGGACAGCUACUAA